GUGGCGGUGAAGUGCUAUCAGCUGCAAGUUAAGGCGCCACCUGGGUCUGGUCUGCAGGUCAAGCCCUGUCGACCCCUUUCAGAAGGAAGAAGCGUAGUGUUUAUUCUACGUGUGGGAGGCGCGUACCUUCGUGUCCGAAAUUGAGAACUUAAGCCUUCUCUCAGAAGUGUAUGGUGACCUAAAGAAGACAACCAACCAAGGGUCAUAUGAAAUUGUGAUUGGCUAAUAAUCCCAGGACAAAAUUAGAGAUCACUACUCAAGCAUAAGACCUCUACAAAGAUGUUUGAUAUAAAGGCUUGGGCUGAGUAUGUUGUGGAAUGGGCUGCCAAGGACCCAUACGGCUUCCUUACAACAGUUAUUUUGGCCCUUACUCCAUUGUUUCUUGCAAGUGCUGUACUGUCCUGGAAAUUAGCCAAGAUGAUUGAGGCCAGGGAAAAGGAGCAAAAGAAGAAACAAAAACGUCAAGAAAACAUCGCAAAAGCUAAACGACUGAAAAAGGACUGAAGGAAUGAAUAGGCUCUGCAGCCAGAGGAACAUCAUUUGGAAAAUUAUGCAGCUCUAGAAGGCUCCACUAAGGUUUCUUUUCUGGAUCUUUGACAGUAUUGUUUAGGAAACAAAGUCUGAGCAUAUGGAUCAUGUUAGCUCUCACCUGUACUGUAGCAACUUUUGGGCUUUGCUGUAGAAGUCUGUUGACAGUUAAUUGUACACUGACAUUGGUUAUGCUACAGGUUCUUUAUAAUGGAUCUAGUCAUUUGCCUUUUUGCAGCUUAUAUAGUAUAAUGUGAACAUCCUGUGGAGAAAAAGGACUUUAGAUUAUUUAGACUUUAGAACUCUACUCAAAUAAUGGCUUAAAAUGGGGUCCUGCUCUGGACAAAGGAAAUUAUGAAUGUAAAAAUCAGAACUGUGCUGAGGUGAAAAGUGUGCUUUGGCUUAAGAGAUACAGUAUAUUAAUUACAUCUAUCAUUAUUGCUUAUUUCUUGGAAUAGAAUCAUUUCUGGCUUUCUCAAAGCAAAAUAAUAUUCUUCAGUGAGUACUUCUCUAUUUUCUGGAUUUUUCUCAUUUUAGCUUUUGAGAUACUGGUAAUUGACUAGACAUUCUACAUUUUUUAAAAUCUAAUUUUAUAAAGAAUUCUCUUAUUAUCUUGACUAUGUAGAAUACCAUUUACUGGAUACAACAAUUUUUGUACUUACGAACACUGCCAUUUUCUUAGAGGUGGCUUGAGUAGAGUAACACUAUGAUUUAAAGCUUGCAGUAAAAAUGCCAAAUCUUGUAGUACCUUGGAACCAGUUUAUUCUCAUUUGUGCUAAGUAGAAAUGUGAAGUAGUUAAAAUGUCUUAUCAGGUAAUUUGCUGAUUAUAUAGAUACCACCUUUGUUUUUCAUUCCAUUGUUUGUUUUAAGUCAUGUUGUGGUGAUGUUCUGUACUUUUUGAUCAAACAGGUUCACGGUGAAAAUUAAAAUUUCAAAUUUUUUUUAAGGAACUUUUAAAGAAUAACAGUUAAGUCAUAUUUCAUAAGUGGUAAAGAAAAGGCUUAACAUUUGGAAGAAUUUUGUUUGGCCUAGUAGUAAUUGGGUGAAAAGGUGUAAAUUAUGUCAAACUGAGAAUAUGUUAUGAUUAGAAAUAAAGAGCUAAAGGAUAUUUCCUUUAGUUAAGUAAUAUAACUGGAACUUUUUACUCCUUAACAUGGCUUUUAUAAAUGCAUGGUUAAUAAUUUUAUUUGCUGUCAGUAAUGAAUAGCUUAUUAAUGUUUUCCUCACUUCUGACAAUGAAUUUUAAAUUACAAAAAAUUGUCCAACAGCUUUCAUUUAAAAAUGAAACCAGAUAUUGAAAUAAAUUUGAUACUUUUUUUUAUAAAGAGGUCCCUGGGCUUUGUUUUUUUUGGUGAGGGGAGAACAAUUCAAUAAUACAAGUUAGAUAUGUUACAGAAAUUACUUUUCAAAUGGUUAUGAAUUUCCUUUAUAGGUAAGUAUACAGUUGACCCCUGAACAACACAGGGGUUAGGGGCACUGGCUCUCCCUUGCAGUUGAAAAUCCCUGUAUAACUUAUAGUAGGCCCUCCCCAUAUAUUGUUCCUUUCUAUAUGCAGUUUCUCCGUAUCUGCAAUUCCAAGGUUCCUCUGUACUCACAGUUCCACAUCCCUGGAUUCAACCAACCCCGGAUUGUGAAGUACUGUAGUAUUUACUAUGGAAAAAAAAAUCUGUGCGUAAGUGAACCCAUGCAAUUCAAACCUAUGUUGUUCAAGGGUCAGCCGUACUCGUAAAAGUUCAGAGCAUUGUUUCUCAAGUAUGAGAACCUAAGGAUCUCUGAGAAUCUUUAUGGACUGGUUUGAACAAUAUUUAUUACUAUUAUUUUAGGUUGUCAGUUCCUACUUGGUGCCAGUGCACAUGCUGCAGCUCCAGGCACUAAAAUAAUUUAGUGUUUAGUUGUGAAUUAAGUUAUUCAGGUGCUCUAGGAUAUGCUUUUUAUGUUAUUGAAAUUAAAACAAAACUUAAGAGUUAUCUACUCAAGCUAUGGUUUCACUGUUCAUUGUGAGAAUUUAAAGGUAUUUAACUAAAAUAUAUUUUCCUGUACUUUGUUAGUCUUAAUACAAUUUUAUGUUUGUUUGACAUAGGCCAUUUGUUGUUUCUUCAGCAUUUUUCAACAUCUGUGGAGCCUUUUUGUACAUGUAGGAUCAACAAGGUUUUACAAUAUUUGUGUCUGUUUGUGUGUGUUGUGGGAGAGGGGUAUGUAAAUUAGAGACUACAGAUCUUCCUUGAUUUACAGUGGGAUUACCCUUUGCAAGUUGAAAAUACUGUAAAUUGAAAAUGCAUGUAAUACUUAAGACCAAACCAACCAAACUUCAUAGCUAAGCCCUAGCCUUAUACCUGCUCAGAACACUUAUAUUAGCCUACAGUUGGGCAAAAUCAUCUAGAACAAAGCCUAUUUUAUAAUAAAGUGUUUGAAUAUCUCUUGUAAUUUACUGAAUUGAAAGUGAAACUGUACUGAAAGUGAAAAACAACGGUUGUAUGGGUACAGGAUGGUUGUAAGCAUGUCAGUUGUUUACUUGUGAUUGUGUGGCUGACUGGCAGCUGUGGCUCCCUGCUACUGCCCAGCAUCACAAGAGAAUGUCCCACCACACACCACUAGCCCAAGAAAAGAUAAUUCAAAAUUCAAAGAACGGUUUCUGUUGAAUGUGAAUGUGUAUCAUAAAAUCGGAAAAUUAAUGAAUGUGUAUCAUAAAAUCAGAAAAUUAAGUCAA
Camelus dromedarius (Arabian camel) is the source of this 3236-nucleotide messenger RNA. It is a transcript of the gene SMIM15, whose product is annotated as small integral membrane protein 15. The transcript has 3 exons. The record is from RefSeq and is a predicted model, not a curated record. Bases 280 to 504 code for a protein of 74 amino acids. NCBI's taxonomy places the organism in Eukaryota, Metazoa, Chordata, Mammalia, Artiodactyla, Camelidae.